This is a messenger RNA of Thelazia callipaeda (thelaziosis nematode), 755 nucleotides long. The record is from the annotation of a GenBank genome assembly. NCBI's taxonomy places the organism in Eukaryota, Metazoa, Nematoda, Chromadorea, Rhabditida, Thelaziidae.
AUGGCAGAAGGUGUAGAUUCAAAAGGAAGAGUCUUGCCGAGGCAAAUGAUUCGAAUUCAAAGAACUGAACCUGAAGAGAAUGUUGUACGUACGGAACUACGUUACGUAAUUUACCAGUCAAAAAGACAUUUGGAUGAUAAAGCUCUUUACGAGGCUGAGCUUAAAAAUACAUUGAAGGAUAAUGUUGUUAGUGAAGCCGUGCAAUGUUUAAUGAAGAAAUAUGCUGAAAUGAAUUCAGGAUACGCUUUGCCUCCACACGUACCAACUAUUGAUGCUACUAAAUUUGCAAAGAAAUUACCAGAAGAAGAAAUACAAACAUCGCCAACAUCCCCAACAUCCCCAAAAUAUAUUAGUGAUAAAGAGUGGAUUGCUGAGGCCUACAGACGACUGCAAAUGGUAGCAAAACGUGUACAGAAUAUUGAAAAAAGUGCGACGUUAAUUGGCCCAGAGUUUUCGCAUUUUCAAGCGCAACUUACAUCGUUACUUACGGAUCUUGAAGAACGCAAACGAGCUGGUGCCAGUCCUGACGCAAUUUAUAAUGAUGAAUACUUUUGCGAAAAAUUAGAACAAUUACAACAAUUCGCGGCUAAAACUGCAUGUUUCAAUCGUGCUGGAAGUGUUGCCUACAGCGAGAUGGCAGUGACUCUUGGAGUGAAGCACAUUUGCAUACAUCGAAGACUACGUGCUAGUCAUGAAGCAGUUGCUUGUAGUCCUUUGCCUAAUCCCAAGUGCGAUUGCCUUUCAAAAAUAUAAAG